AAAAUUUGUCGAUAAAACACAUUUCGAACCGAACACUGAUUUUGGUAAUAAAAUUUAAUGAUUUGCAAGCGUUGCUCGUUAGUAAGUCUAUUCAUGAUGAAAUGUCAAAGCAUACUGAGCAUCUUUCUCUUUGACACCAUGUCUGAAAUCCCACGUGAUCUGUCAAAUACUAAUGCAUGAAAAUCCUAACCUCAAAAAAAUCACCCGUUAUUUCAUUGGGAUGGUAAGAUUCUUCCCGAUAUUUUGAGCAAUGAAAAAGUAGAUCGUUUGUCAGUAAUAGUUUCUGCAGACGGUAAGGAAAAAUUGCUUGGAGUACCAAAACUUGUAAGUGGCACUGGCUAUAACUCGGCUAAUGCAGUAUAUGACGUACUAACAGAAUGGCAUUUGGAGAAAAACAUAGUCGGCAUGUGUUUUGACACUACAGCCGUCAAUACAGGGUUGAAAAAUGGAGCUUGUGUUUUGCUGGAACAUAAAACUGGAUCUAUUAUGGCUAGCAUGCAGGCUUAAUAUUUUAGAGACUGUUCUCAGUAAGGUAUUUACUUUUUGUUUUGGGCCAUCCAGCUCUCCUGACAUUCCCUUGUUUAAAAGGUUUCAGGCAGCAUGGCCAUCAAUUCACUUAAAUAACUUAAAACCAUUGGAAAAAGCUACUGACAAAGACAAUUUAAAUGUUAAUGCAGUAAAUUCUUUAUUAGAUAUCUUAAUGACGGAAACCCAAUCCAGAGACGAUUACAUGGAGUUAAUAGAGCUAUCACUACUAGGCCUGGGCCAUUCUCUAGAUAAUGUUCAUUGGAGAGCUCCGGGUGCCUUACACCGUGCUCGCUGGAUGGCAAAACUCUUAUACGCCAUUAAAAUCUUCUUGUUUCGUGAGGAAGAUGUUUUUGAAACCACACAAAGGGAAAAAUCACAGCUAGAACGCUUUGUGAAAUUUAGAAUGCUUGUAUAUGUGAAAUAUUGGUUUGAGGCUCCUAUGGCUGCAAAUGCUCCUUGGUCAGACCUUUCUCUAUGGAAAGACAUGACCACUUAUGAAGCUAUUGAUCCACAAAUAAGUGAAGUGGUUAAAAAUGCUAUAAAAUCCCAUCUUUGGUACCUCUCGGAUGAAUUAGUUGGGUUGAGUUUGUUCUCAGAUAAAGUAACAAAUAAUGCAAAUGCUGAAACUGUCAAAAAGAUAAGAUGUGAACCUACUGACCGAAAAGUAAGAGGUGAUUCGUCACUUUUAAGUGACCAAGCCGAAUUGGCCGAUUUUGCCAAUCAAAGAUCUUUGCAGGUGUUUGAAAAGGUAAAGAUAAAUUCAACGUUUUUAAACACAGAUCCAAAUGAAUGGAACAUCAAUCAGCAUUGGAGGGAAACAAAUCGUAAGAAACCUGAAAGUUGUUAAUGAUAUUGCUGAGCGUGGAGUCAAACUGUUUGAUGACUUCAAUAAGCUUCUAACAAAUGAUGAAGAAGAGAAGCAGUUGCUCCUACAAAAGGUAGAAGCUAAUAGAAAUUGG
Molecule: messenger RNA, 1487 nt
Organism: Bactrocera dorsalis (oriental fruit fly)
Lineage: Eukaryota; Metazoa; Arthropoda; Insecta; Diptera; Tephritidae
Exons: 2
Coding region: 446-1375 (309 amino acids)
Source: RefSeq, a predicted model, not a curated record